Siniperca chuatsi (mandarin fish) is the source of this 3589-nucleotide messenger RNA. RefSeq names its product C-X-C chemokine receptor type 2-like. Lineage: Eukaryota; Metazoa; Chordata; Actinopteri; Centrarchiformes; Sinipercidae. The record is from RefSeq and is a predicted model, not a curated record. The transcript is spliced from 2 exons. Gene Ontology annotation, cellular component: membrane. Bases 1956 to 3035 code for a protein of 359 amino acids. Gene Ontology annotation, molecular function: C-X-C chemokine receptor activity. Gene Ontology annotation, biological process: neutrophil chemotaxis; G protein-coupled receptor signaling pathway; immune response.
UUUAUUUAUUUUUGGCAUUGUUCCAACCUCUUCUGGAGAUGUACACAGUUUGUCACAAGUAUCAACAGUAGCAUAGUUAUACAACAGCUGUAUGAAGGGGUAAAGAUGAUGAGUAGAUGAGAUGGUAUAAAUUGACACUGCCACCUUUAGCGCUCCAUGCUAUCACGAACAAAUAUAAAAUAAGCCUCCCAUCAGAUUUCAUGUGAUGUUUUUAAUUCUACAGUACCAUCUAGUGCCUACAAAAUAAACUACAUUUGUAAUUUUAGAAGAUGCUCCUAAAUAUGUGCUAUAUCUGAGCAGUGGGUUUUGUACCUUUUCUUCCCCCCACCCCUGAACUUUUAUAGACCGAAAGCAUUUGCAUGAAUUAUUCCAUUUUGAAGCAAUGCAUUGCAUACAACAAAAUGCUGUUUCUUCAUAUCCUUUGUUGCACCAAGCACCUAAACUUUAUGACCUCCAAGCAUUUUACUUUUGACGCACUUGCACUUUAUUCUGGUUUAGUGUUGUCGAAAGUGGUAGAGCAGUAGUGAUGCAAAUACUAUUCUGUUCUAUUCAAAUGAGAAGUUUAUGUCUGACACACAUUUCAAAUGACACAAUGGAGUCUGUUUAGUCUAACUAACAGCUCUCUGUUCUUUGAGCAUAUAAAGGGGAAAGAACAUUCAAAAAAGACAUGAAGGUGUCCCAGUGGGAUGGAAUAUUAACAAAAACAUCUGACAUUGAUUUGUGUACCACAAUAGCUACACAACAUGUAGGACUGGAAUAGGGCUAUAGAAAAAGUUAUGUAUAAUGCUCACAAAAUCCCAGUCCUAAUGUUUAAUGGCUCAGUUAUUCUUUUUUUUUUUUUUUCUCACAAUCCCACAGUGCUUUUACCCAUAUGUUCAGAACAUGUUUAUGUAAAUCCACUUGUGAUAAAAUUGUAGUUCUUGUGACACUGGAAGUUGAAACACAUGAGAAGUGUGGCAGGAAAUGUGAUGCUAGUUGCUCAUGUGUCAACACAGAUGCAUGUCAUGAGCUGGGAAGUUCCUCUCAGCAGCAGUGGUCAGUCAGAAAUGGAGUCACAUGUGGCUUGGAGUAUUUUAAAUUUCAUUGCAUGUAGAUAGAAGCACAGAUAGGGCUUUCAACCUGUUGCCCUCAUCAGCUGUUGUGGGUUCUAUUCUUUAUAAUAAACAACUAACCUAAUAUUUCCAAAAUGUAUGGAAGUAUAAUGUGUAUAAUAUUUUUAUUUCUAUAUACAUUUAUUUACUAUAUAAACAUCAAAUAAACAGGAUGAGUGGUUUUGCAAAACCAGAGAACCAAGCAAAAUUGAAAUAAGUGACACUUAAACAUUUCUGAUAUACUGCAUCUGAAUAUCUUGAUUAUUCGUCCAGUGUCUAUUUUGAAUUCAUAAACAUUGCAUGAACGGAUGGUUUCUCUUUCGAUUUUGCAUACAGUGUGACAGCAGAUCUCAUGACACAGAUGAUUCAGAUAACGUGGCAUGGGUUUGUUUAGAGGGAAGCAUUUUGGUUUAGGAAUAACCAAACAUUGAUGUAUCAAAAAACCCUUGACACAAGUAGAAAAGUACACAAAGUACAAGAUUAAAAAGCUUUGAGAAGAUAGUAUUUAAAUCAAAAUGGGAUUGGAAAUCUAAAUGUACGCAAAGUGCUGAGUAUACUAUGUGACAAAUGCAGUUAAAAUAAAUAAUUUAAAAAUACAAUUACAAAUAAAAUAAUUAAACAGUGUUACAAGAGUAAUACAUCUACAGAAAUAUAACAUUGUUGAGCUUUUAACUCAACCUCCAACUGUAUUUUAAAGAUGUGAUACAUUUGCUUUGAUGGAUGGAUCUUCCUGUUCUUUCUUGAGGAAAUCAGAAAACAGGUCUCUGGUUUGGGUGAUGGGAGGAGUGUAGAGAAAUAUAGCCUGCUGUUUGUUCCUUGUCUCCUUGUCACAUACUCAGUGUCUCCCACAAAGAAGAUACCACAAUGUCUGAUCCAAACAAAUCUUUUCUGAUCAUAGACUUUGCGGAUGCAUAUGAAGAACUCAACUAUACAUAUGACCCAAACUUCACCAUAAACCCGGACACGCAGCCCUGCAGCCACUUCUCCGCCCCAGAUGCACUGAUGGUUGUUGUCAGUGCGUUUUAUGUCCUCAUCUUUCUGUUGGCGAUUCCUGGAAAUCUGGUAGUGGCAGUGGUGAUUGGCCUUAGCAAGCAGUCGCUGCCUCCCUCUGACCUCUACCUCCUCCACCUGGCCGUUGCCGACCUCCUGCUGGCCAUUACUCUCCCAUUCUUGGCCACCUCUGCUAUACAGGGUUGGGUGUUUGGAGACGCCAUGUGCAAAAUUGUCACCAUCCUCCAAGAGCUAAGCUUCUACUCUAGCAUUCUCUUCCUGACUUGCAUUAGCAUGGACCGUUACAUGGUGAUUGUGCGAGCGAUGCAGGCUCGCAGGGCUAACCGACAGCUAGCCAGCUGGGGAAUUUGUGCUGCUGUCUGGGCUGUUGGAGGACUUCUCUCUCUGCCAGGCCUUAUAAGUUCUUCUUCGUCUUCCAGUAAAUCCAGUCAGACAGUGUGUACUGAGCAAUAUGAUCCCAGCAGUGCUGACGAGUGGCGGCUGGCCACUAGAAUUCUUCGCCACACUUUGGGUUUUGUUAUCCCCUUGGCCAUCAUGCUGUCCUGUUAUGGAGUAACCAUCCGGCGCCUCCUUAACAUCCGCGGGGGGUUUCAGCGGCAACGAGCCAUGAGAGUGAUUGUGUUUGUGGUCGCCGCCUUCCUGCUUUGUUGGACACCGCACCACUUUGUAGUGAUGACGGACACAUUUUUCAGGGCAAAAAUAGUGCCGUACCAGUGCCCAGCCAGGAUGGCAGUGGAUCAGGCCAUGUUUGCCACCCAGAGUAUGGGCCUGCUUCACAGUUGUGUCAACCCAGUGCUGUAUGCUUUUGUGGGCGAGAAGUUCAGGAGGAGGCUGCUUCAGAUAAUGAAGAAGAUGGGCAUCCUGGAGAGAACAUCAGUGUCAAGAAGCAGCAGGUCUUCACUGUCAUCAGAAAUCACAUCCACAUUCAUGUGAGAACGCCAAAGAGACACUUUAAGCUAUUCGGAUAAAUUGAUCACAUCAGCGUGUUUACUGCACGAUCUCAAGUGCUGGACUCGAGUUGCUCUGAACAUUUCACCAAAUUUGUAAAUAUUUUUUAAAGCUUUGUUCUAUUUUUAACAAAUCUUGUUGAACUUGUUUUUGGUUUCAAUCCAGUGUAUGCCAAAGUAGGCUAUACUAGUUGGGCUGCAAACAUCAACAACAUUGUUUUUGUGGUUACCCAUUAAAAAAACCCUCUCUUUACUCAGCCAUGUCUAGUUAUGUGGAAACUGUGGAAAACAUGUUUGUCAAGUGUGUCUCUGUUUCAUCACAGUAAUACUAUGUCUCAACAUUAAGACAAAACAUCCGCUGAGAAACACCUGCAGCAGAGAGUUCUGGAAAAAGCUAGAAUUUGAGUUGAGUUAAGACAAUUCAGUCUGUUUGAGUUUUAUGUACAUUAAGCUGAAGACAGCAGGUUGCUAUUCACACGGCAAACAAUUUGCAGUGUAUGUACUGUUGCAAUCAUCAAUAAAGUAUUCUAUAAACAUGUA